AUGGACUCAAUGCGCUCACUUAACAAAUCACUCCCGUCUACCUCUACUGCACAACCACCCGAACUCCUACUACAAGCAUUUAAAACUGCCGCUCUAUCCGUCACCAACCUUUACAAAAAUGCAGUGUCAGACCAGGCUCAGUCACGGCACCUUGGAUAUCAAGAUGCCCUGGAAGAUCUCCGGGCAUUCUUGGAUAAAGAAAAAAUAGGCUUCACCGAUGGUGAAGGGCAGAGAAUCAGAAACUGGGUCAUGGAUAAGAUAGAUAUGACGGGAACAUCUUCAAAUGACAGUGACGACGACAAAGCGGACGCAGACAAGACAACCAGAGCAGCAUCACCUGCUGCCAUACGUAAUAAGACCAACCCUGAUACCACCACCUCCAAAUCACAAUCUGAAGCCCGAUCAAGACAGCCAUCCGAGGGUCCUACUCCUCCACCAAUGCCCAUAGCGGCCGAGCCCGUUGCCAUCGUACCUCCCCGGACCACUGCAUUCACCUUCACCGCCGGCCAGAGUCUCCCCAUGCACGAAGAUAUCGACAUGAAAGCAGGCAUGGAUAGUUCUCCUUCACUGCCAAACGAUCCACAGAUUACUGCCUCACAUCCGUCUCACCCCCCAGUCAGGUUAGAAGUGCACUCCCGUCCGCCCAGGACACCUCACCGCCACGGAAGCGGAAACCGCCAUAACUCUCGUUCCAUCAACCGGGACCCUACGCCGGGUGCCGGGUCGAAACGAAAAUUUCACUUUGGCGAGUUUUUUGAUAUCUCGAAUUUAGGAAACGGCCGAGAUACGUUUGGAGGGCCCAAACGGGGCCGCUUCUUAUAA
Molecule: messenger RNA, 822 nt
Organism: Microsporum canis CBS 113480
Lineage: Eukaryota; Fungi; Ascomycota; Eurotiomycetes; Onygenales; Arthrodermataceae
Exons: 1
Coding region: 1-822 (273 amino acids)
Source: RefSeq, a predicted model, not a curated record